Molecule: messenger RNA, 2165 nt
Organism: Drosophila novamexicana
Lineage: Eukaryota; Metazoa; Arthropoda; Insecta; Diptera; Drosophilidae
Product: DNA ligase 1
Exons: 5
Coding region: 173-1948 (591 amino acids)
Biological process (GO): intraciliary transport
Cellular component (GO): axoneme
Source: RefSeq, a predicted model, not a curated record
UUCGAAUCCAGCAUUAACAAUAUUUACACAUAGAAAAAAAGCACGCCACAAUAAAUACAACUUUUCUGCGCAACAAAAUAAAAUAAAUUGCACACUGUGUGUGCACUUUGAUGGUAACGCCUCAAGACCGCAUCGAUCUUUAGUGGAGCAUCUCGCCUGGGAUAAUAACACCAUGUCGUUGCCGGCAAAAAGCUGUGAGAGCCUUUACUCGGCCAGCUCUCGCGAAUCCGCCAGCCAGAUCUAUCAGCGCAAGCAGCCGGCGCGCGGCUUGAAGGCCAAUGGCAUCCGCCAGCCCUCGAUGGUGCCCAACAAUGCCACCAGUGAGAUACAUCAGCGCGUAAUGUCGGCGCGCAAUUUGCGCGCGAAAACCUUUCAGAAUCAGCUGGCCGAUGCCCAGGCAGAGAUAUCCAAUUUGGCGCACGAGAAUCGCAUGCUGCGCACCAUGCACAAGCGCCAGUCGAUGGCACUCAACAAAUAUGAGAAUACCGGAGCAGAGCUGCCGCAGCUAUUGCAUUCGCAUGCCGAGGAGCUGCGCGUCUGGCAGACCAAGCAUCGCAAUGUGCAAGCCGCCAACAAGGAGCUGGAGGCAAAGCUCAAGCAAAAGGAGGCACAGAUUCUAACGCUAAGCGACCAGAACAGACACUUCAGCCAGCUCAUCAGGGACAAAAACCUAGACGAACGCCAGAAGCUGCAGGAUAAGCUGCGCUCAUUGGAGCAGCGACUGCAAGAGAAGGAUAACGAUAUGAAGCUCAUGACACGCAAGGUGCAGCUGGAAUCUAAGAACUUUCGCCAGCAGCUGCUCAACGAACAGAAGAAAUGCAAGGAGGUCAUGCUGAAGCUGGAGAAGGCCAGGCUCGAGAUUAGCGGCUAUCGCAAGCUGGAAGAGUUUACAGUUGACAAGGCUAAUCCCUUGGCCUCUGGUCGCCGCACCAAGUUGACUGCCGUCGAGGAUUCGGACAAAAUUGACAAACUGGAAAAGUCACUGGAAAUGCUGGACAAGGCCAUUGAGAAGAACAACCAGAGUGAAUUUAAUGCGCUGACUGACGUCCUGGAGACCGAUUCCAAUUUUGACUUUGAGAAGGAUGAUGCCGAUGAGGAGAAGAACCCAGCUCAAGUGCCGGAUGCUCAGGAUAAGGACAAGCCAACACGCGCCAAAUUGACACUGCCACCGGCCACCACCCUGCCCAAGCCGUUGGCCAACAAUUCAAACAAUUCGUCCCGUCUCGGCCAGUUAAAUCCUUCCAAGCCCAAACCCAAUCCUCGCCUGCGCAGCGGCGCUGGCGGCAGUGUAUCCACUCUGGCCAGCAGCAAUGCGCGGAGCAGCCUGACAAGCAAGCGCCGGGAUAACGAUAUAAGUGCCAAGCACACUGCAGCAGCCGAUGCGGCUGCCGACAAACUGGAGGCACUAGCAAAAACAUUUGAAUACGACUACGAAGAAGAUUCCGAGCGUGGCGUGGACGAUGAGGAAGAUGGCGAUGCCAAAAAGUAUGGAAACAUGGACCAAGAAGAUUAUGGAACCGAAGAGGAGGAGUCUCAGAAUGAUGAAUAUGCCCCCUACUUGGAUACAAAAUGUGAACUGGCUGAGAUGCUCGAGAUGGAGGAGGAGUAUGAAGAUGACGACGACGACGACGACGAACAAUCACCAAAGCCCCCAACCCAAGCAGGCUUGCAAAAGGGUAAUUUGCGUGCGCCCAGCAUGAAGGAGAAUGUGUCUGGCUUGCGAAAGCUAAUCUCUGAUGACUACAAGGAACGCGAGAGCUUCUUGGACAUACAUUGUCGCCCGAACUCGGGCAGCAACAUGCGCGAUGAUCCCGCCAAGAAGAAGCGCAGCAGCAUCUCUUCUACAGGCACCGCCGGAGUUGGCGCCGGGGGCCAAAUGGUUGCCAGUCGCAAGCAUGCUCUGCUCGCCGCGCUCAAGGUCAUCGAUGACAACAAGGAUGAGGACUAGUUUCAGUUUUUCUUUUUCUAGACUUUAAGCUGCGUUAAGUUAUAUUUUUUAAUUGAUUCCAAGUAAAGAGCUCUGUAAGCGCGGUAGCCGUAGCAUGUGCAGCAAUUGCUGGACAAGUGCUGGUCCAUAUGGAUGGCUUGCCCAUUUGUGCCAGGAUUUGGUUCAGUGCGUGUUGCACCUGCUCCAGCGCCGUUGAGCAAGUAAAAGCGAGUUGUGU